AUGGACACGGAUGUGGACAACAUUGAGACUAAUGUUGAGCCUGCUGCAGUUGCUGAGGUCGAGGGACAGGGUACAUUGGUUGACCCUUCAGCAUCCAUAGUAAUCAACUCUGUGGAUGAUAUCAAACAUGUCAUACUGACAUCCAAGCUCACACUGACUCUGGCCAAUCGUAUCUUCAACUCACCUCUGAAAGAUGAGUUUAUCGUAACCUACUUCAUCCUGUUAUCAACCUUGGAGCUACAUUCAACUGCCAAGGUAUCAUUCCUAACAUGUGUUAUACAGAAUAGUCAAUAUGAGUUGGCCAGGACAUUGCUGGACACUCAUAAGUUCACAUUCGUUGAGAUACUAAAGUGUCUAAAGGUCUUGGAUUCAAAGCGUGCAUUGAAGGUGUAUAAGAAGAAGCUAGAGUCAAUGGUGUCCAAGUACACCGAGCGUAAAGAUCGUCUGACCAAGGCCUCAGACGAGUAUCUGGCCAAGAAGGCACUUGAUGAUGCCGAGAAGAAGAAGCCCAAGAAUGACUCCAAGAAAGACUCCAAGACUGAGUCCAAGGAAGACUCAAACAACAUCAACGACGAUGAGAACAACAACAACAAUAAUGUAAAUAGUGUUAGAGGAAGAGGUGCCCGUGGUGGACGUGGCGGACGUGGCGCUAGAGGUGGAAGGCCAAGUGCUCCUGUGAUGGCAGUGACUGAGGAUGCUCCAGAGCUUGAUAAGAAGAUGAAUAAGAAGGUGAGAGAGAUGCAGUUUGAGCAGAGGUAUCAGAGCUCAAAGAGAUUCAUGGAGAGUAAGAUUACAGAGUUGGAGCAGUACCAGUGCAAGGGAAGCCUGUGUGGCUCCGUGACCAAGUUGUUCAAACGUUGGUUCCAGACCGUGCCUGUCAAGACACUGGAGUUCUUUGCACUCGGUCAACCAAAGGAGACGUGGAGGGAGAUUGCCAACCUGCUGCAUCUGGCCCCAUCCGACUUCAAGCUGCCCUGGUUCUUGGAGUUCAUGUUUGGCAAGCCCGCACCAGAGAGCACUUCAGUGCGCGCCUUUGACGACGCCAAGGCCCUCCUCGAGGCUGGCAGGCCCGUGGUCUACGGAAAUCUGAUAUCCAUCUUCAAGCCACCCUACUCAUUCUUGCGCAAGCGGCUUGGCGACUUGUUCACCGACUCACUCAAGGUAAAGGUGGCCACCUAUGAGGACCUGUCCACUGUGCUCUGGUGGUAUCACGAGUUCAAGGAUGUCCAUGGCAUUGAUGACAUGAUCGUGCGUCGUCUGGCUGCACGCGAGCCACUAACAUUGGCCUAUGGCACACUGAUUGAGAAGACCCUGUCGCUGACCAACUCGGCCGAGCACUCCAGAGUGUUCAAUGCCCUGCUCAAGGCGUCCAUGCAGCGCCUGUCGACCUUCUCCAACAGGUUCUCGCUGCCACCGCCCAUCGCCACAUUUGGCGAUCGCUCAGGCUCGAUGGAGGUUGCCAUCCGUCUGUCCACGAUCAUUGGAUACCUGGUCACCAACCUCACGCCCAACUCCACACUGUCCUUCUUCAAUACCGAGACCAUGAAUGCGCCCAUCACGCCAUCGUCCAUUGAGAAGCUGUUCAAGCUGACUGAUGUCGUCACGGCUGAUGGUGGCACGGCCAAUGCCGUGGCGCUCAAGCCAUUCCUCGAUUCCAAGACACCACUCAAAUACAUUGUGAUGGUGACGGACGAGGAGGAGAAUGAGGAUGUAGAUGGCAUGAGGUUCGCCGAGAUGUUUUCCAGGUACAAGAAGGAGGUGGCACCUGACUGCAAGGUCAUCUUCAUCUCGUUCCUUCAACCUAAUCAGCGUGGUCACAUGGUCUCUGACCUCGAGGACAACUACAACAUCGAGCCCAUCCAGUUCGUCCUCGAUGGUGGCAAGCCCGACGUCACCAAGAUCGAUCACAUGUUAACUUCACUAGCUUGUGAGUCGCCAAUGUUCACAUCCCAACUGGAGUUGUUGUGUAAGGUUAUGUCAUUGUUUGGAACAGAGUUCUUUGUCAAGUAUCUGAAUGCCAACUCAUCAAAGUUGUUGACUUAUGGACUCAACUCUGAGAUUGAGGUCAUGAUCCUGAAGCAUCUGCUUCAGUUCUACAUGAAGAAACUGCCCAAGGACAAGGACAACACGUUGUCUCACUUUAGUGGCAGAGUGUUCAAUGAGGACAACUGCAUCAAGAUGAUCAGCGCACAUCUCAAGAGCCUGGUGGACGUGUCCAAGCAAGCUGGUCUGGACACCCUGGUGUCCUUUGUUGAGGACGCAGUCAAGACGUUCAACUCGUUGGAGAGGAAGAAGUCGGUCGAGUUCCUAUCCAGUGUGUUUGAGACGCUCGACCAGGACUACUUCAUCAAGAAGGUCGAUCUGCCCAGCCACACCGGCGACGACCACGAUAAGAUCGACGCCAACAAUCUUGCCACAGACCCAAUGGCCUUCAAGGACAGGCUUUGCCAGGGUGAGCUGUCCAUCCCCGAGAUCGUCACGUUGCUCAACAACAAGAACACAAAGGACAAGUUCAUCUCUGUCUAUCUGAUGCUGCUCAACAACAUCGAACUGACGUCCAAGGUCAAGAUGAAUACACUGUGCGCUGCGCUUGAGUGCAAGAUGACCAGCUUUGCUCAGUUGAUCCUGUACAAUAAGAAGUACAGCUUCAAGGAGGUGUCCAAGGCCAUCCAGAUACUGGACUCCAAGAGACAGAUCAGUCAACUCGAGAAAAAGAUGCUCAGUGCUCAGAAGAAGCAUGACGACAGGAAGGCCAGGUUGGAGAAGGAGUCCAAUGAUUAUCACGAGAAGAUCAAGGCUGAUCCAAACAACAACAAUGCCACUACCACGACCACAACUAAGACCACUACCUCUGCCAAGGCCAAGCCCACAGGCAAGUUCAAGGGCAAAGGCAAGGGCAAGAGUCCAGGCAAGGGUCCAGGCAAGGGAAAGGGUCCAACCAAAGGCAAGGGCAAGGGCAAGGAGGACAAUGCGGCCAAGGUAGUUGGAGACGAGGUCAAAAGUGAGCCAGAGACAGAGCCAGCACCAAAGGACAAGAAGUUGUCGCCAUGGGAGAAGAAGCAACGUGAGCAGAAGUUUGAGAACAACUUUGAGGCGAGCAUCAAGUUGUUGCAGAGCAGGAUCGAUCAGUUGAAGAAGUAUCAGUUCAAUGGUAGUUUGAGCGGAAACGUCAUCAAGAUAUUCAAACGCUGGUUGAAGACAUUCCCCGAGAAGACGCUGGAGUACUUUGCUCUGGGCCAGCCCAAGGAGAUUUGGAAGGAGAUGGCCAACCUCCUCCAUCUGUCGCCCAAGGACAUGCAGGCCGACUGGUUCUUGCCCUCGGUCUACAACUCACCCCACACGGGCGAGGUCAUCAAUGCGUUUGCCCCAGAGGAGCUGCCCAUGGACACGCUGCUCGAGUUGAUCGCCAAGUACAAGCCAUCGUACUCAUACGUCAGGAAGAGAAUACCAAAGGACCUGUUCACUGACGAGCUCAGGUUGAUUGUGGCCGGCUAUGAAGAGUUGACCACUGUCCUCUGGUGGUACCACGAGCUGGCCAGCUUUGACGUCGACUCUCUGGUCGCCAGACGUCUGGCCAACAACGAGCUGGGCCAGAUGUCGCUGGGAACACUGCUGGAGAAGGCAAUGUACUUCCAGCAUCAGGGCAUCCCGCUGUUCAACGACAUCAUGCCAAUCAUCAGGAAUGCACUCAAGGUGUUCUCGUCCAAGAUCGCACUGCCCCCACCCCUGAUGACACUGGGCGAUGCCUCAGCAAGCAUGGACGUGGCCAUUAGGUUGUCCACGAUCAUCUCGUCACUGGUCACCAGUUUGACGGACAACGCUUCGUUGAGGUUCUUCAAUCACGCGCCGCUCUGGGCACCAAUCGAUCCGACCUCUCUCACAGAGGUGUUCAACGUGUCCAACAUCAUCCAGGGUUCGGGUUCGACGUCGCCCGCUGCUGGACUCUACCCCGUGUUCGAGGCCAACCAGGAGCUGCAGUACCUGGUGCUGGUGACCGACGAGGAGGAGAACUCGCUGUACAAAGGAUACAACUUCUUGACUCUGUACAAGGAGUAUGUGGCCAAGGUGGCACCCAACUGCAAGCUGGUGUUUGUGUCCUUCCUUCAGACCAAUGAGGAGGGCCAGAUGAUGCAAGAGUUUGAGCAGGAGGGCAUCAAGCCACUGCAAUUCAAGCUGGACAAGACGCGACCCGACGCCACUAAGAUCGACGACCUCAUCACCACGCUCUCGUGCCAGAGCGACAGCUUCCUGCACCAGGUCACCGCCUUUGAGACCAUGAUCAAUCUCUGUGGCGAGAAGUACUUCUACAAGUACGUUGGCAAGGGCGAGGGAUACUUUGUCGAGUCCUUCACAUUCCAGACGCUCAUGCAUAUGCUGAGCAUGGUAUCACUGUAUGUCAGUGGUCAGAUGGAGGAGGAGCAGGAGGGAGAGGACACUGGCCUGCAGGCCGCUCUGGACUUGGCCAUCUCGACCCGCCAGUUCAAGGUGGUCACACAAGACAUCUUGGACAAGAUUAAGAGGUUCGCCAAGAAGUGUGGCUACAGCACACUCCACGACGCCAUCCUCGACAUUGAUACGACCGUCAUCAAUGCUCCCCUGAACGACUACCAGAUGAUCGAGUCGUUUGUCACCAAGGUUGACAUCCUCAGUAAGAACCCAGAGUUGUUUGCCAAGGAGAAGGUAGAGUCGCCCGCACCAAACCUCCUGCUCAAGCCACCCGUCGAUGCGGAUAUGAGCAAGGUGCGCGCUCGCGAGUAUGGUGAGCUCAAUGAGUACGACAUCAAUAUGCUGUUUGGAUACCUGGACGAAAUUGGAUCACUCAAGAGCUGCUCUGGGGUCAGCAAGCUAUGGCGCCAGUGCUCCCUGAACCCCAAGCAUUGGACGCGAUUCAUGAACGCCCGUGACAUCCGUCAGCUCGACCUCGUGUUCCUGGUGGACGACACUGGCUCAAUGGGCAGUGAGAUCAACCAGGUCAAGACCACCAUCAACGAGAUCGUCGACGAGAUCGUGUCGCUUGGAUCGAUCGAGGUGCGUGUGGGCAUGGUCUUCUACAAUGAUCACACUGGUGGAUCAAAGGAUUCGGUGGCCAAGGUGUUUGACUUCACCACAGACAUACCCGAGCUGCGCAACAAGCUCUCGGCGGUGCAGGUGAAUGGUGGCAACGACUUCCCCGAGGCACUGGCAGACGGCAUGGCGGCCGUGGGCGAACUCAGCUUUGCACGCUCAUCGACCAAGGUGUGCAUUCUCAUUGGUGACGCCCCACCACACGGCUUCUGCACCAAGCAAGAGGACUACUUCCCCGAGGGCUGUCCAUGUGGCAAGGAUGUGAUCUCGUCGACCAGGGACUUGGUGAGCCGCGGAGUGACCUUCUACUCUGUGGUGUGUCGCUUUGAGAACACGACCUACCAGGUGUUCUCGGCCAUCUCUGACAUGUCAGAGGGUCGCUGUGUCACACUGCAGGACGCCACACAGCUCAAGGAUAUCAUCACUGGAUCGGCCAAGGAGUCCAUCCUGCUCGACAUGGUGGCCAAUGAGGUGCUGAAGGAGUGUGAGUACUGGCGACAAAAGGUGACGUCCUGCACCAGAGAGGAGGCCAUCUACCGUGCGUCAUAUUCCUUGCGUGCCAAGGGUGUGCGAGUGCCACAGUUGAGAGCUCUGGCCAAGAACCAACAGCCAAAGGAUCAUAUUUAUCGCUCGAUACUCAAGUCCAAGAAUCAUACAGAGUACAAGGUCAAUGUGAUCAAGGCCAAGAACUCAAUACCAACCAAAGAGCCAAAGAUUGGCAAGGCCGCAUCUGUCACCACCGUCGACAGUGACUCAUCCAAGCUUGAAGAAUGUCUGAUCAGCAUUGACAAUGUAAGGAAGAUCGCCAAGAAGCAUCACUUUUUGUAA
Messenger RNA from Acytostelium subglobosum LB1, 5892 nucleotides. RefSeq lists its product as hypothetical. The record is from RefSeq and is a predicted model, not a curated record. NCBI's taxonomy places the organism in Eukaryota, Evosea, Eumycetozoa, Acytosteliales, Acytosteliaceae. Gene Ontology annotation, molecular function: protein serine/threonine kinase activity. Bases 1 to 5892 code for a protein of 1963 amino acids. Gene Ontology annotation, biological process: peptidyl-threonine phosphorylation. Gene Ontology annotation, cellular component: cytoplasm. The transcript has 3 exons.